Molecule: messenger RNA, 1722 nt
Organism: Sphenostylis stenocarpa
Lineage: Eukaryota; Viridiplantae; Streptophyta; Magnoliopsida; Fabales; Fabaceae
Source: the annotation of a GenBank genome assembly
AUGGCGACUCCCAAUAAUAGGCUUUCUCUCGCCAUGGAGAGAACCGGGCAAUGGGUUUUCUCUCAAGACAUACCAACAGAUGUUAUAGUUGAAGUUGGAGAAACCACUUUCUCUCUCCACAAAUUCAUGCUGGUGGCAAAGAGCAACUACAUAAGAAAAAUGAUACUGGAAUCAGAAGAGAGCGAACUCACUAGAAUCGACCUCUCUGAUAUACCAGGAGGCCCUACAAUCUUUGAAAAAACCGCAAAAUUUUGUUACGGCAUCAACUUUGAAAUAACUGUCAACAACGUCGCCGUUUUGAGAUGCGCCGCGGAGUUCCUUGAGAUGACGGAUCAGUACUGCGAAAACAACCUCGCCGGACGGACGGAGGAGUUUCUCACGCAGGUUGCGUUCUUCACGCUCACUGGCGCCGUCACCGUCCUCAAGUCCUGCCACUACCUCCUCCCCUUCGCUGACGAAAUCAACGUCGUGAAACGCUGCGUCGAGGCCGUUAGUGCCAAGGCCUGCAGCGAGGCCAAUUUUCCCAGCCGCUCGCCACCGAACUGGUGGACGGAAGAGCUAGCAGUUCUCGACAUCGAUUUCUUCAGCAGAGUCAUCGCCGCCAUCAAGCAGCGAGGCGCAAAGGCUCUCACCGUCGCCGCCGCGCUCAUCACCUAUACGGAGCGUGUGCUCCGAGAUCUCGUCCGCGACCACACUGGCAACGGAAUCCACUCGUCAGAUCCCGGCGAUUGCGAUUCCAGAUCCAAACAACGCCAGCUUCUGGAAUCAAUCGUGGAUCUCUUCCCCGCCGAGAAAGCAGCGUUUCCGAUCCACUUCCUGUGCUGCCUCCUCCGUUGCGCGAUCUACCUCCGUGCCUCCACCGCCUGCAAAAUGGAGCUCGAGAAGCGAAUUUCCGCGAUCCUCGAGCACGUGACCGUCGAAGACCUCCUCGUGCUCUCGUUCAGCUACGACGGCGAGAGACUCUUCGAUCUCGAAAGCGUGCGUAAAAUAAUUUCCGGAUUUACGGAGAAUCAUAAAAGCAAUGCGGUUUUCACCACCGGCGACUUCAAAGAACCUUGCUUCACCGCGAUGCAGCGCGUGGCGAAAACCGUCGACGCGUACCUCGCAGAGAUCGCCGCCCACGGCGAUCUCAGCAUUUCGAAGUUCAACGGCAUCGCCAUCCUGAUUCCUAAAAACGCGCGUAAGGUCGAUGACGAUCUAUACCGCGCUGUAGAUAUUUACCUCAAGGCGCAUCCGAAGCUGGAUGAGAUAGAAAGAGAGAAGGUAUGCAGUGUGAUGGAUCCGUUGAAACUUUCAUACGAGGCGCGUGUGCACGCGUCGCAGAACAAGCGUUUGCCGGUGCAGAUUGUGCUGCACGCGCUUUACUACGACCAGUUGCGGCUGCGGAGCGGGCCGGAGGAGCGUGAAGUGACGUCGGAGAAGAAUCAGCUUCAGAUGGAUGUUUCGUUGGUGAGAGAGAACGAGGAGUUGAGAUCGGAGUUACUGAAGAUGAAGAUGUACAUUUCUGAUUUGCAGAAUAAGAACAUUCAUAACGCCGAUAACACUCAGGGGCAUGGAACGACGUCGUCUGGAACCACAAAAAAAACAACGUUCUUCUCCUCUGUGUCGAAAACGCUGGGAAAGUUGAACCCAUUCAGAAACGGGUCGAAGGACACGACCCAUUUGGAAGAUGGAAACGUUGAUUUGACCAAGCCCAGAAGGAGAAGGUUCUCUGUGUCAUAA